CCACCUGCGUUCAGUCGAGGUCAUAGGUUAGAGGUUAGCAUUACGGCAGGGUGGCGCAACACCGCAUGACAGCAGUUCAAAUACAGUACAUGUAGUCACCGCCUUAUAUCUACAGUCUACCUGAAUUUACUUGAACCACAGAGGCUGUACCCCCGCGGUCAGGAGUUAGGGUGGGUACCGGUUUCUGUCCGCUUACAGUCAGGCAGCCAGGAAAGAAGCGUCGUGAACUAACGUACUGUCGCCAUGAUGGAGGAACAAGAAGGCCUCCUCAGUACGUCACCCUCACUGAGCAGCACAGAUAAAAGUCUCAACAACCAGUACGGCUCCGUUACCAGGGUUACUGAUGGAGACAACGCCCUUACUGAUCCCCUAGCGGAUUCUACAGAGACUGCAGGGGAGGGGGACCCGGAGUCCGAGGGCGAGGGGUUCAGCUGCACAGGGGGGUCCAGAGUCCGGAUCCUCACUUUUAUCUGCAUCGCCCUGAACAACUUCAUAGCGUUCUGUAGUUAUUCUAUAGUUACUCCCUUCUUCCCGGGAGAGGCUCUCAAAAGAGGAGCUUCGCAGGUCACGGUUGGGUUUAUCAUUGGAAUCUAUGCAAUAAUAGGCUUGAUCUUUGGACCUUUCUUUGGCAAAUAUCUCACAACCAUCGGGUCCAGGUUCAUGUUGAUAAGUGGGCUACUUCUGUCAGGGGGCUGUACUGUUUUGUUUGGUUUCCUGCAGUACACGGAAGGGACCGUUUUCAUAGUUCUUUGCUUCGCUAUCCGUUCUAUUGACGCGCUGGCAGUGUCGGCCUCCAAUACUGCAGGAAUUGCCAUCCUGACACAUACGUUUCCAAACAACGUGGCUACAGUCAUGGGAACUCUGGAAAUAUUUACUGGGCUCGGUUUGAUGGCAGGUCCACCGAUAGGCGGAUUUUUGUACGACGCUGGAGGGUUCAAGCUGCCGUUCCUGGGGUCGGGCGGAGUGCUGCUGUGCUGUGGGGUGUGUUUGUGGAUCAUGGUUCCACCACAGCCAGAUGAGAACGAAGGGGAAAAGAAAACAGGAUCUCUGUUAUCGUUACUGAAGCUGCCGGUCAUCAUAUUUACCUGUGGCGUGUGUAUGGUGAUAUCUUGCACCAUUUCCUUUUUCGACCCGGUUCUGCAACCCUACCUAGCAGACAAGUACACAUAUCUGACCACCACUCAGAUGGGUCUGAUUUUUCUUUUGUAUGCGUCCACGUACGCAAUCCUCGCACCACUGUGGGGCUGGAUUGCAGACAAAAAGAAAGCGAUGCGGUUUAUGGUCAUAAUAGGACUGAUCAUCCUGUCUGCAGCAAUGCUGAUGGUUGGACCGUCCCCUCUUCUGACAGACUACCUCAACGUUUUACCGAAGAAACAACUUUGGAUUAAUCUCAUCGGACUUGCUACAACAUCUUUAGGAGCUGGAGUGGCCAUUGCACCCGUCUUUAAUGAGAUGCUUUAUGCAGCCAGUGAUGCUGGUCUGGAAGACAGCUUUUCGACAAACGCCUUAGUAUCGGGGAUAUUCACCUCAAGCUUUUCGAUUGGGGAGUUUGUCGGUCCGACUGCAAGCAGCGCACUAGUGGAGAAGUUCGGGUUCCCAUGGGCUUCGACUGGACUCGGAGGGUUAAUCGUGCUUUAUACCGUAGUGCUGUUCAUAUUCUACAUCUGUGAUUACUGCUGUUGUCCAAAAAGAAGGCACAUGGGACCGUCCACGGAGGAAGAAAACCAGAGACUACUUAUCAAUGCAUAAGUAGAUACAUGUUGAAUAUAUCAAACGUUGUCAAGAUUGUCAUCGUACUAGAUCUACCUCUAUGUCUGUGUAUAGUGAUUGUGUGCUUUCAUUGUUAAGUUCAGACAUGGAACUCAGGGCAACGUGGUGGAUCAUCUCGUAGGAGCUGCACUAUUAUUGUCUGUCGCUAAAUAGCGCUUUUGAGUUAGCCCGUCAUAAGGCUGGUCCAAAACAAUUGAUAUAUGUCCUACGUGCAAACAAAGGUGUACAAUAUGAGUACUAUUUCUUGAUGACAUAUCCUACUUAAGUUAUAACGAUUAAAAAAUUGUAAGACAAGUGCCAAAUUACCCAAGACAAGUAGAGAGACUUUUUAUGUUUGCCUGUCCAGACACAACAUCUGCAUAGAUCUAUCAUAUUUUUUUACCUCCACGUAAAAAGACAACAACGUAAUACAAGAGAUAUGACUGUAUACGAGAUGUUAACCACCUAAUUGUGUCUUCUAUCAAUUUUGUGUAGCUUAGAAUCUACGUGUAGAUUGUACUAGAUUAAUAUAACUACCCGGUAGUUAUAUACGAAGGUUUACCUUACAUCGCAGCUGUUACAGUAAACUUUGACUUGACCUGUGUAAAUGGACUACCAUUCCUAUCAAGGAUUAUGUGUGUGUGUGAGGGUGGAGGGGGCUUCCUUAGUCCGACUAAGAAGGGUAACAGAACAUACCUGAAAAGUUGAAGUUCCAGAAUUACAAUUGACAAUAUUCCCCACUUUCGAGUCUGCAAAUGAAAAAGGCUAACGCGAUAUACCUCAAAAUCAAUUCAUUCACCUUUGACUAAACGUAUGAAGAAUUAUUUGAUCAUCCACUGAUUAAAAUGGAUGUAAUGUU
Molecule: messenger RNA, 2608 nt
Organism: Branchiostoma floridae (Florida lancelet)
Lineage: Eukaryota; Metazoa; Chordata; Leptocardii; Amphioxiformes; Branchiostomatidae
Product: MFS-type transporter SLC18B1-like
Exons: 16
Coding region: 244-1749 (501 amino acids)
Biological process (GO): transmembrane transport
Molecular function (GO): transmembrane transporter activity
Source: RefSeq, a predicted model, not a curated record